Cydia pomonella (codling moth) is the source of this 3368-nucleotide messenger RNA. RefSeq names its product probable cytochrome P450 6a17. Bases 1677 to 3272 code for a protein of 531 amino acids. Lineage: Eukaryota; Metazoa; Arthropoda; Insecta; Lepidoptera; Tortricidae. The record is from RefSeq and is a predicted model, not a curated record. The transcript has 9 exons. Gene Ontology annotation, molecular function: monooxygenase activity; oxidoreductase activity, acting on paired donors, with incorporation or reduction of molecular oxygen; heme binding.
GUGCAUAAUAUCUUGAAAAGUAAUAUUUUUAAGUAAUAUUUAUUUCUAUUUUAGUACCAUUGUGCAUUGACCUCUGACUGGAAUGAAUUAUGCCAUGCUAUCCGGGAUUACACCCGGGAGUACCUGCAUAUACUUGUAUCAAUUACAAUCUCAUAAUUGAUAUGUCUUUGUCUACUCAUUCAAAAAGAAACCUUGGAACGGUGACUUAAGACCCAAAUCUAGGGCCCAAUUAGGUACUUUAUUUUAUUUUAAUUUAACCAUUAUCGACAUCUAACUGGAAUAAAUUAUGAUAUAUAGGGCCGAUAUCCGAUAUAUGAUAAUGGUAGUAAAUGCUAUUCCCAGGAUUGCGUCCAAUAAGUUGGCUAUAUACGCACGUUUACCACUGUAUUUAUUCUCGUAUUAAAUUACAGACUCAUAAUAGAAGUCUGCUGAUUAAAGAAGAAACCUUAAAGCGGCCUCUUAAGAUUCAAAAUAGACUGCAGCAUGGUGAUUACUUGAUUAGCAUUGUACUACGGGCAGACGCUACGCGCCGUCAUGCGCUGUCUAUCAAUGGUGUGUAGUGCAAACAGUUUGUGCAAUUCGGGUUAAGAUGACCGGACCUUGUGGCGUAAGAAUAGGACCCUCCGCAGAGACGGACUUGAAAAAUUUCGAAUGUACCUAUGUGCUUUUAUUGAGAUAGGUCUGCGGAUUAGAUGGUAUGGCGAGGAAAGAAAUUGGCUCAAAAAGAGAUUAUGUGCAUGUUAACUACUAGGUACUGUCCGCGACUUCGUCUGCGUCGGAUGAUGAUGAUGAUUAUUGAUAAGAACUAUCCUAUAUCUCGGGCCUCAAACUAUCUCCAUACCAAAUUUCAUCUAAAUCGGUUUAGCAGCGUACACAUGUAACAGAUAGACAGACAGAUAUUGUUACUUAAGUACGCAUUUAUAAAUUAGUGCCUUAGUAGGGAUGCAGUGUGACACAACUGGCAGAUUCUUUUUUGUAAGUAGAGGGUGGCAGAAACUUUUGUAUAGAGGGGGCAGAUACUUUUGUAUAGAAGGCAACAAGCCUUGUUGAACGUAUUGUUGUGGAACUAGGUCUACUUGUGUAACUGUAAAUUGUCUCAUAAUAUUUGCUCAUCCAAUAAUUGCGAUUACUUAGAGAUCCUGAACGUUCAGCGUUCAAUUGUUUACUAAAGCAUAGAAUAGAGGCCGAGAGAUAUGCCGGUAACAUUAGAUCCUAUUGCGUCUCUGUUGGACUUUCUCUGUUACAGCAUCGCAUUGCGCUAGCAUUUGUUAACUCAUUCGGCUUUUGAGCACAAACUCGUCGGCAGCCGCCAUGACAUCAUUCCAAAUUCGAAUUUGACUGUUGAAUUUGCGAAAAUCACGGUCUUUUUUCGCGGUGCGAUCAGCGGCUUGAAGUUGCUCGAAAUUUGUUUUUUUUUUUUUUCUUUUUAAUGUCUAUUAAAGUUUAGUAACAAUUGUUUUUUUUUAUUUGAGUUCACGGUCAAUGGACUUUUAGCCGGAUUGCAGUGAGUGCAGUGCAUUAGUAAUACAGAUUUUAAACAUAAUGGAAUAACGAAUUACUGAAGUAUUUAAAGAGUGGCAAGCAGUUUUUACUUCAUUUGUGGAUCACUUAAUAAACUAGAAAUACAAAAUGGAAAAAGAUUAUUUCCAGUUAAUGAAAUAGAAAGAAAAAACAAAAUGUUUGGUUUUAAACGUUCAUCUGUGCAGUUAUUAGUGAUUUUGUCCUGGUGUUUGCAAGAGUGGACGUUUAACAAUGUGGUAUUAUGGUAUAUAUUCGCGUGUGGUGUAUGGUUGUCUGGAUUGUUGUGUCUGCUGACAUAUGAUCAUGACUAUUGGUCGGACAGAGGGAUAUUUUCACCCCCUGCUUGGCCUCUCGUCGGCCAUAUAUUAUCUGUGGUCCUCUUUAGGGAGCAGGGAGGAAUCUGCUUCCUUAAGAUCUAUAAUAAAUAUAGACAUCUAAGGUUUUUGGGCACCCACCAGUUUUUCCAAAGAACCCUGGUUAUCCUGGACACAUCCCUCAUACGUCGUAUAUGCGUGACCGACUUCUCGCACUUCGUGGACCGCGGUUUCUUCUUCAAUGAGGAAGUGGAUCCCCUAGCGGGGUCUGUGCUGUUUCUACGAGGACAGGAAUGGCGCCGGCUGAGGGCUAAGAUAUCGCCUAUAUUCUCACCUAACAAACUAAAAGGCAUGUUCCCAAUAAUAGAGAACACGGCACAAGAGUUCAUCAAGCGCGUCACAACGCUGCACUGUAACUCCGUGGUGGACUCAGAGCGUCUCCUUGGUGGCUAUACGGCGGACGCCAUAGUGCCUUGUGCGUUCGGCGUCAAGAGUCACGUCAUGGACGAUGAGAAGGACCCGUUUGCUGUGGCGUUACAUGCGUUUUAUGAGAUGACGCCGUUCAAUCUAUUUGAGAAGACCAUGAGGCAGUUCUGGCCCGCGUUCUGCAUGUUCUUCAGACUGAAGAUAAUCCCACAGAAGACGCACGAUUUCUUCUACAACAUAGUCACGAGCGUAUUGAGGGACCGAGAGAAUGGCGUGCCAGAUAAGCGGGGUGACUUCAUAGACAUGAUGAUGGCUCUUCGGAACGACGACAAAAACAACAACCGGGCGGACAAGGAUGAAGAUCACGUAGAAAUCACGGACAUGGUCAUAUCAGCCAACGCCUUCAUAAUAUUCCUCGGCGGUUUCGAGACUACGUCUGCAACCCUCGCUUUCCUGCUCCUGGAGUUGGCUGCCCAUCCAGACAUCCAGGAAAAAUUGAGACAGGAGAUACUGGACGUGGUGGGAGAGAGGGAGAUGACGUAUGAUAUGCUGCAGGAAUUGACGUAUAUGGAUAUGGUUAUACAAGAGACAUUGAGACUCUACCCGCCCUUCCCUAACAUCCAGCGGAUGUGUACCAGAGACUACGUCAUCCCAGAAACUGGACACAUUAUCGAGAAGGGCACAGUGGUGCUGUUUCCUACUCUUGCCAUACAGAGAGAUGAGCAGUUCUUCCAGUCGGCCGGCUCAUUUAAUCCCGAGCGUUGGAGCGGCCCAGCGCCGCCGCCCGGCGUCUACAUGCCGUUUGGGGAUGGGCCCCGCGUCUGCAUCGGUAAAAGAUUCGCGAUGAUCCAGAUGAAGUGCUGCAUCGCGCGUCUGCUGCGUGUGGUGCGCGUGUCGCCCGCGCCCCGCGCGCCGCCGCGCACGCGCCCCUUCCGCCCCGACCCGCGCUCGCCGCUCGCGCUGCACCCCGGCGACUCCACGGUCGCUAUCAGCCUUGUGACCUCAUCAUAACGCUAUUGAGCGUGGCUCGCGUGUCGCUAAUGUGUCGUCGACGUGUCCCGCACGCUGCUCUUCCACUUUUUAUACUGGUCCCCGAAGACUCAGCGA